Asterias rubens (European starfish) is the source of this 12008-nucleotide messenger RNA. Its product is annotated as transformation/transcription domain-associated protein-like. The transcript has 81 exons. Lineage: Eukaryota; Metazoa; Echinodermata; Asteroidea; Forcipulatida; Asteriidae. Gene Ontology annotation, biological process: DNA repair; regulation of DNA-templated transcription. The record is from RefSeq and is a predicted model, not a curated record. Gene Ontology annotation, molecular function: protein binding; transcription coregulator activity. Gene Ontology annotation, cellular component: SAGA complex; nucleus; NuA4 histone acetyltransferase complex. The coding region runs from base 104 to 11929 and encodes 3941 amino acids.
GUAAAAAGUGUGCUGACGACGGGCAGUGUUUAUCUUGUUUGUGGACCGUAUUUGGUAGUCAUCUUCUCUCUUUUUGCAUGAGUUUGUAAGCCAAGCCUCUCCGAUGCUUCACACGGAGUCAGUCGUGGUAAAAAUGCCCAUAGCAUCUGGGUCAUUACCAAUAGAUCCAGCUGCUAUGAUCAACAAGUAUCGAACCAAUGUUUCUAUACUGGCAGACACAAGAGCAGCUGAUGAUAACCGACUGAAGGCAGCACAGGAGAUAAGUGAAAACUUUGAGGUGAUUUUAUCUUCAUCUCAGAAUGGAGCCUUCUUGGAGAAUGCAAUCCCGCUAUUCUUGAAGGUUCUUAAAGAUGAGAAACCAUUCUUCAUUGCAGAGAAGGCUCAGCAGCAUUUACGUAAGUUACUGUUGGAGCUGCUACAUCGUAUGCCAACUAAUGAAACACUACGGCCUUAUGUUCCUGCAAUCUUGGACCUCAUGUUCUCACUGCUUGAGAGAGAGAAUGAAGAGAAUGUACUGGUUGCUCUACGUAUCGUUAUUGAGUUACAUAAACAUUACAGACCACCACUCCAACCAGAGAUUCAUAGCUUCUUGCAGUUUGUGAAGAACAAGUACAAAGAGAUCCCCACAAACCUGCAGAAGAGUCUUGAUCCUGGUAGUGGGGUUGCUCCACCAGAUCCUGCCAAUAUCCUUCCAUUUGUAGAUCGACCGGGCUUUGCUUGUCAGACUAUUAUCACAGUAACACAACCAGAUGGAACCAAAAGCCAACAAACAAUUCUACCCAAGGGGAUCAAUUCGUUGAAGGUUCUUGCUGAAUAUCCGAUGAUUGUGUUGUUAAUGUAUCAACUCUACAAGCCAAGUGUUCAUGCUGUAGUGACUGAAUUCAUUCCACUUGUUAUGAAUACUAUAACAAUCCAACCCAAUACACAAGCAAGGCUUUCCCCAACUUUCAACAAAGAGAUGUAUGUUGACUUCAUAGCAGCACAAAUCAAGACACUGUCAUUCUUAGCCUACAUCUUGAGGAUAUACCAGGAGACGGUGAACUCGUACGCCCCUCAGCUGGUCAAGGGUAUGCUGGGAUUAUUCACGAACUGUCCCAGUGAGGUUGCACACCUCAGAAAAGAACUCUUGAUUGCAGCUCGACACAUACUAGCAACUGACCUCAGAAACAAGUUUGUUCCAACUAUUGAUAAGCUGUUUGAUGAAGCUACUUUGGUUGGUAGUGGUUGGACCAGUAAAGAAUCUCUCAGACCAUUAGCUUACAGCACCUUGGCGGAUCUUGUACAUCACCUACGCCAGCACCUACCAGUACAACACCUGUCUUUGGCUGUACAUUUAUUCUCUAAGAACGUUCAUGAUGAAUCUCUACCAUGUAAUAUUCAAACUGUGUCAUGCAAGAUACUACUCAAUUUAGUUGAGUGUAUACGUCAGAAGAGUGAACAAGAUGGUGCUAAUGCUCGUGAGAUCUUAAUGCAUAUGCUGGAAGUGUUUGUUCUCAAAUUCAAGACUAUCUCAGAAAACCAGCUGCCAGUCAUAUUCCAGAAAUGUCGUCAAACUCAAGAGACUAGUCAAGAAAAAUCCACAUCCUUCCAAUCCCACACCGUCGUUCCAUUUGCCUCUAAACCUCCACCUCUUACUAUCAACAUCCAGCCAACUCCAUCAACACCUAUUACUCCUGGACCAACUACCCCAGCUCUAUUACCCCCACCACCUACGCCUUCUGUAGUACCCCAGACACCCACGGUACCCCAAACACCCACCGUACCCAGUACCCCAGGGGUGCAACCUCUAAGUGCUAUCUUCCCCGAGAAGGAUAAGGAUGAUAACAAAACUAAGACCUAUGUACCAUCAAGCUUCUCUCAGUACAGUAAUUACUCAGUGACUGACUGUAGACACUUAGUAAAGACUGUGGUAUGUGGAGUCAAAACCAUCACAUGGGGUGUAAGCUCAUGUAAGAUAACCAAUGAGUCACAGAACUUUGGCCAGAACAAGCAAUUCCAACCCAAGGAAACCGCAGUCUUUGUUGAUCUAGUGAAGUAUGCUAUGAAAGCUCUAGACAUCUAUCAGAUUCAGAUUGGUACUAAUGGGCAGACUACCAUCAGACCACCAGCAAUGCAAGGAGUACGCAUCAAGGAUGAGAAAGAAGUUCUAGAACACUUUGCUGGAGUGUUUACCAUGAUGCAUCACUUGACAUUCCGUGAGAUCUUUCAGACGACGAUUGAGUUCUUUGUGGAUAGAAUAUAUCACAAUUAUGCACUGCAGAUCAUUGCCAAUUCAUUCUUGGCUAACCCAGCAACGUCAGCAACAUUUGCUACCAUCUUGGUGGAAUAUUUACUGGAACGUAUGGAAGAAAUGGGAACUAACAUGGAUAGAUCCAACCUGUAUCUGAAACUGUUCAAACUGGUCUUUGGUUCUGUAUCUCUAUUUGCUGCUGAGAAUGAACAGAUGUUAAAGCCACAUCUACACAAGAUUGUCAAUCGCUCCAUGGAACUUGCUACUACAGCAAAAGAGCCUUAUAACUACUUCCUACUAUUGAGGGCGCUGUUUAGAUCCAUUGGUGGAGGGAGCCAUGAUUUGCUGUAUCAGGAGUUUCUACCAUUACUGCCUGACCUACUACAAGGAUUGAACCAACUACAGAGUGGACUACACAAGCAGCAUAUGAAGGAUUUAUUUGUAGAGUUAUGCUUGACUGUACCAGUGCGUCUAAGUUCACUCUUACCUUACCUACCUAUGCUAAUGGAUCCUUUAGUAUCAGCUCUUAAUGGAUCUCAAACCCUAGUCAGCCAGGGUUUACGAACACUGGAGCUAUGCGUUGACAAUCUACAGCCUGACUUCUUAUAUGAACACAUCCAACCAGUCAGAGCAGAACUUAUGCAGGCUCUAUGGAGAACCCUCCGUAAUCGCAAUGACAACAUCGCUCAUGUUGCAUUCCGUGUUUUGGGAAAGUUUGGAGGUGGGAAUCGCAAGAUGCUGAAGGAACCACAAAGGCUAAUGUAUAAGGAAGAUGAUUCUGAAGGCCCAUGUAUUACUGUGUACUUCCCUGAACACAAGACGCCAAUACAACUACCAGUCAGUAAGGUUAUGGAUACAGCAUUGAACAAACUGAAAUCACCCAAUACAGAGCCGUACUAUCGAAGGAAAGCUUUUGAUGUUGUACGUCAUUUCAUUAUUAGUAUGAUGAAUCUAGAUGACGAUAAACAGGCAGUACAUCAACUUCUGACUCAUUCCAGCAUGGUGAAUGGUGACAUUCCUCGCACACAGGGACAUGUGUACAAAUGUCAAAAUACACUGUCAAGGAAUGCUCUACAACAUGCACUCACUGCAAUGAUUGUAUCAGCAGCAAUCAAGGAUCUACGAGGUGAAUCUGUAUCCUUUAUGCUCAAUGUUGUUAGACAUUACACCUUGGUAGCUGUGGUCCAACAAGCAGGUCCUCUGCCGAUAUCUAAUCGUAAGAAUCAGAAUGGAAUGGAUGCGCUUGUACUAAUGGAUGCUAUAGCUGCAUGUAUGGCCUAUGAAGAGAAGGAGUUAUGUAAGACUGGACAUCUAGCCAUGACGUUUGUUGUAGAGACCGCUGCUGUCGUCAUGGGCUCAAAGUUCAGGGCAUGCCAGCUGCCAUUAUUUGAAUACAUGGCUGAACGCAUGUGUGGUUGCUGUUACGAGAGAGCUUGGUACGCUAAGCUUGGUGGUUGUAUUGCCAUUAAGUUCAUGAUGGAGCGGAUGGAUCUAUGCUGGGUGCAAGCUCAUCUCUAUCAAUUCCUCAAGGCACUACUCUUUGUUAUGAUGGAUCUCACUGGAGAGGUCUCUAGUGGAGCUCUUGAUAUGGCUAAGACUAACUUGGAGAACCUGCUGAAUCUAUGCGCUAGUCCAUUAGAAGGAGAGAAUAGUGAUAAUGCUAAGCUGAGUGUAGCUCAACAGAAAGCAUUUCAUGAUGUAACUAGAGAACUAGUGAGAGAGGUUACCUCACCCAAUGAGACGGUCAGACACCAGGCAAUGGAUUCUCUUGGAUCUCUGGCUAAAAUUACAGGCAAGAGAGUAACAGAGAUAAUGGAGCCACAUCGAGAAGUCUUAGCAGAUAUGAUCCCACCUAAGAAACAUCUAUUGAGACAUCAACCUGCUAAUGCACAGAGAGGUUUAAUGGAGAGUAAUACAUUCUGUACUACACUAGAACCUAGACUCUUCACUAUGGAUCUUAGUAUAGCGGAGCAUAAGGUGUUCUAUAUGGAGUUGGUGAAUCUUUGUGAAGUUGAGGACGCAACGUUGGCAAAGUUGCCGUGUUACAAGAACGUCCCGUCACUAGUUCCUCUUCGUAUCAGUGCACUGAAUGCCCUAGCUGCCUGCCAUUACAUCUCACCAGUACGAGAUAAGAUCUUCAAGGUGCUAUAUAACUUCCUAAUGUCCAAAGUACCAGAGCUUCAGAAAGCUGGUGCAGAAUGUAUGAAGAAGUUUAUAGCCGGCCAUGCAGUAGACAUGGAGUUAGUUCAUACUACAGUACGCCCAUUACUACUCAAACUGGGAGAUCAUCGUACGUUGAAUCUUAAUGUCAUCCAGAGAAUACAUAGCCUAACUCAACUCUUCCCUAAUGCUUUCAAUGAAAAGCUGUGUGAACAGAUGCUGACGCAUCUUAAGAAGUGGAUGGAGGUUUCCAUUGCUGCACAGCGCAGUAAUACAAGCAUCCAAACCAAGGCUACGGAGAGUAUUAAGAUCUGCUCAGCUAUUAUUAACAUCUUCCAUGCUAUACCAGCUGCAUCAGCUAAACUACUAGAUGCUCUGGUUACACUCACAAUCAAAGCAGAAAAUGCUCUGUGCAUUGAGGUUGGUAGUCCAUUCCGUGAACCACUGAUGUUAUACCUACUAAGGUAUCCAAGUCAAACUAUUGACUUCUUCCUGACAGAGACCAACCUACGUAACAACCAGUUCAGUAGCCUACUAGCAUACCUAUUGAAACAAGAUGGUGCCAAGUUAUUGAGAGAUGUGUUACAGACUAACACUAUUAAACUCAUCAAUCUAGCUUUCAACAAACCACAGCCUAGUGCCAGACCUACCAGUCCAAACAGUCAAGCUAAGCUAGAGCUCCAAUACCAAACCAUCUUAAUCUGCAGCAUUCUAGCUAAGCAUGAUCCAACAUGGCUGCCUCAGAAAUCUGUUUUGUUUGGUCACUUACGACGAAUCUGGAUUUCUGAUGCAUUUCAAGACCAGCAUCAUACGGAUAAUGUAGGAGUAGCACAUUGGAAUGAGCCCAAGUUGCUGGUUGAAUGCCUCCUUAACUUUGCUGAACACCAUGCAACCAAUGUGGAGUUGUUAUUCCAGUUACUGCGUGUCUUCACCAGUAGAUAUCUACCCAACUUUCAGUUCUUAAGAGACUUUCUUGAAGAGAAAGUUGCUCAGGGGUACACAGUGGAGCAGAAGCGUCAUGUAUUCUUCAAGUUUGUGGAGUUAUUUCAUGACAAGGUUUUCCCUCAGGACCUGAAGGCUAAAGCUUUACAGUUUGUCAUUAUUCCUAUGUUUGCUGCAUCAUUCGACAAGGGUGAAGGUGAAAAGUUGAUUGGAGGUCCACCUAACCCAGGGCAGGAUAGUGCUGAUAAUCUAGUGAGUGUCUUCAUCAGUAAGGUGAUUGAUCCUGAUAACCCAUAUAGGACAUCUGACUCUGUGCGUAUUCUACUGCUACAGUUUGCUGCUCUAUUGGUAGAGAAAGCAGCACCUCACAUCCAUGAUGCAGCAGAUAAGAAACAAGGUACUAAACUACGACGUCUGAUGACAUUUGCCUGGCCUUGUCUGAUACAGAAGAACUGUGUAGACCCAACUACAAAGUAUCAUGGGCAUCUUCUCUUAUCCCAUAAUAUUGCAAAGUUUGCAAUCCACAAGAGAAUAGUACUACAGGUUUUCCAUAGCUUGUUAAAAGCUCAUGCUGUUGAAGCUCGUACUGUUGUACGUCAAGCCUUGGACAUUCUAACGCCAGUAUUACCACAUCGUAUGGAAGACGGCUAUGCUAUGCUGACCCACUGGACUAAGAAGAUCAUUGUGGAAGAGGGAUACACAGUCUUUCAGUUGGUACACAUGCUUACACUACUUGUUCGACACUACAAAGUGUACUACCCAGUGAGACAUCACCUGAUUCAGACAAUGGUAUAUUCCAUUCAGAGACUGGGUAGCACACCAAGCUCUACCAUAGAGCACAGGAAACUGGUUGUUGACCUGGUUGAAGUCAUUAUCAAAUGGGAGGUUCAACGAAUCAAAGAAGAUGACACUGUAGUAGAGUAUCAGUGUACAUCAUCUGAUGAGAUUAGUAAUGUGACUACACCAGGAGGUUUAAAGAGAGCUGCGUCUACUGAUCAUCAACCUGAUCCUAAACGAGCCAGACAUUCAUCAGGAACAAGUGUUCGCAGCAUUUCCUCCGAAGCCAGUAAACCGAUCGACAAGAUUUAUUCUGAUGCUGUAGUAAACUUCUUGCUGCGUGUAGCGUGUCAAGUAAUUGAGCUAGGAACAACGAGUGCAGGUUCACCAGGCGAGUUACUGUCACGUCGUUGUAUAGCGCUACUCAAAAUAGCACUCAGGACCGACGUAUGGCCAACUAGUGAACUUAGACUCAACUUUAUGGACAAGUUAUUCUUAUCUGUGGACCAACCAGCUCAAGCUAACUUUGGUAAUAUAUGCGCUGGUUUAGAUGUACUCAACUUCCUCUUGGCAGUAAUGACGAAGCAGUUGAUCCUGACGAGUUUGAAGCCAUUGCAGCGAGGUGUAGCUGCAUGUUUAACCUGUGCUAAUACUAAGGUUAUUCGAUCUGUACAUGCUCUGCUUGUCAAACUCAUGAACAUCUUCCCUACGGAAUCAAGUACAUCUAAUGUGGCAUCGAAGUAUGAGGAGUUAGAGUGUCUAUAUGCAAGUGUUGGAAAAGUCAUCUAUGAAGGACUUACUGCAUAUGAAAAGGCAGCUACUGGUACACCUACUACUAGUCUAUUUGGUACAUUGAUGAUCUUGAAGGCAGCUUGUACUAACAACAUUGCUUACAUUGACCGCUUGAUAUCCGUAUUCAUGAGAGCUCUACAGAAAAUGACUCGAGAACAUCUAACACCAAGCAGUACAGAGUCAACUUCAUUGGCCUCAGAGCUUCUAAUCAUCAGUUUAGAUCUGGUUAAGAAUCGUAUUGGUGUAAUGAGUACUGAUAUGAGAAGGAACUUCAUUCAGAUCGUCUUGACUCAACUCAUUGAGAAAUCACCUGAUGCCAAGGUUAUGAAGACUGUGGUCAAGAUGGUAGAAGAAUGGGUCAAGGCCAAGACUCCUCUAUUGAUGAACCAAUCGCCAUCUCCCAGAGAGAAGUCAGUCUUAUUAGUCAAACUCAUGCAAUAUGUAGAGAAAAGAUUCCCUGAUGAUUCAGACCUUAAUGCACUGUUCUUGGAGCUUGUGAACUGGGUAUACAGAGAUGAGUCUUUGAUGGGCAGUGAAUUGACAUCAAAGUUAGAGCCAGCUUUCUUGGCUGGUCUAAGAUGCCAACAACCAAAGAUACAUCAAAAGUUCUUUGAGGUAUUCAAUGGUAGUAUCAAGAGACGCUUGUUUGACCGAUUACUGUAUAUUACAGCAUCACAGAGCUGGGAAGCCAUGGGAACUCACUAUUGGCUCAAGCAAUGUAUACAGUUAAUCAUGGCAGUUAGUGUAACUGGUACAUCAGUGACUAGUACCAACUCAGCUCAGCUUCCAUGUAUCUCAUCAGUUAUUGAUCUGGCUGACAGUCAAGACAAGAAAGCUUUCUCAAUAGCUAUUAACAUCAAGGAAGAACCAAUGGAUGUACAAGUAGAUAUGGAAUCCCAUAAAGAUGAGGAUAUUGAAAUAGACAUUGAAAUGACUCAUCCAGAGGGAGGAAGUACAACAGAAGGAGCAGCUACAUCUUCAUCUAAGAGAAGUAAUGAUCCUAAGCAGCAGUUACAGACAGUGAUUACUAAAGAUGCCAAGUUUAUUGAGUCACUUACUGAUGUCAAGACCUUCAACUUAUUGUCAGCUCUAUCUCAGCUAUGUCAUAGUGAUACUAACAUGACUCAUCAUCUAUGGAUUGAUCUCUUUAAACGACUCUGGAAAAUACUCAAUGAAAAACAACAAACGUUACUGGCACAGGAGUUGAGCCCAUUUCUAUGUAGUGGAAGUCAUUUAUAUCAGAAGGAUAGUACACCUAGUGUCAUAAACACAUUUGUAGAAGCAAUCUCUGUAUGUGUUCCACCAGUCACCUUACGCCCAUGUAUUCUUAAGUAUCUUGGUAGGAAUCAUAACUUGUGGCAUCGGUCAGCGCUGAUGUUAGAACAGAGUGCAAUAGAGAGCGGCUUCAGUACACAACAUCGACCACGGACUCUCAAUGUAUAUGACUUCUAUGAACCAGAUAAUGCCUCUACAACACAACAGGAGACCUUGGAUUCCUUAGCAGAGAUUUAUGAGAGGCUUCAAGAGGAAGAUAUGUGGGCCGGACUCUGGCAGAAACGCUGCAAGUUUCCUGAGACUUCAACUGCCAUAGCAUAUGAGCAACAAGGUUUCUAUGAACAGGCUCAGGCUGUCUAUGAAGGGGUGAUGUCCAAAGCCCGUGCUGAACAUAACUCUGGGCCAGCAGCUCCAGCAGUAUUCUCUGAAUAUCAGAUAUGGGAACAGCAUUGGAUUCGCUGUUCUAGAGAGCUAAGUCAAUGGGAUCUAUUGAUGGAUUAUGGCAAUGCUAAAGGACAAACUAAUCCUCAUCUAGUAUUGGAGAGUGCUUGGAGAGUGCCUAAUUGGUCUGCAAUGAAGGAAGCAUUAGCUCAGGUGGAACAGAGCUGCCCUCGUGAGAUGAAUUGGAAGGUCAAUCUAUAUCGAGGCUUCAUAGCAAUCUGCCAUCCAGAUGAAAAGAAUCUCACCCUGAUUGAGCGACUUGUUGAGAGUUCUAGCAGUCAAGCUAUUAAGGAAUGGCGUCGUCUACCAGACUAUGUAACUCAAGCUCAUACUCCAUUGUUACAAGCAGCUCAGCGUAUUAUUGAGCUCCAUGAAGCGUCUCAGAUUCAUCAAGGAUUACAACCAGCUAAUCUAGGCAGGAAUCAAAGCCUACAUGAUAUGAAAGCUAUUGUCAAGACAUGGAGGAAUCGUCUGCCUAUGGUGUCUGAUGACUUGACUCACUGGAGUGAUAUCUUUAUGUGGAGGCAACACCAUUACCAGGCUAUUGUGAGUGCGUACGACAACCUGAAUUCACAGGAUAUGAAGAGUCGUGCUGGUCUAGAAGCUAGCCAGACACCAAGAGGAAGUCUAGCCAAGGAGCAGCAGCAACAUGCCAUGUUGGGUGUACAUGCUUCAGCACAGUCUAUUAUUAACUAUGGUAAAGUGGCUCGUAAACAUCAUUUGAUCGGUCCAGCUUUAGACUCACUUAGCAGGAUCCACACAAUACCUAGCGUUCCAAUCGUAGACUGUUUUCAGAAGAUACGUCAACAAGUGAAAUGUUAUCUACAGAUGGCAAGUACGAUGGGCAAGCAGGAACUACAAGAAGGUCUAGAGGUCAUUGAAUCUACUAACUUGAAAUUCUUUACUCGUGAGAUGACAGCAGAAUUCUAUGCUCUGAAGGGAAUGUUCUUGGCUCAAGUUGGAAGUCGUUCAGAUGAAGCCAAUAAAGCCUUCUCUGCAGCAGUUCAGAUGCAUGAUACGUUAGUCAAGGCAUGGGCACUAUGGGGUGAUUACUUGGAACAAAUCUACUGCAAAGAUAGGCAAACUCAAGUCGGUGUGUCAGCCAUUGUAUGCUUUCUUCAUGCGUGCCGUCAUCAGAAUGAAACCAAAUCACGCAAGUAUUUGGCUAAGGUAUUGUGGCUGCUCACGUAUGAUGACGAUAACAACGCACACCCAUUGGCUGAAGCUGUGGACAAGUAUUCUGUUGGAGUUCCGCCCAUUCAGUGGUUGCCAUGGAUCCCACAGUUAUUGACGUGUCUGGUUGGAUCGGAAGGAGACCUCAUCAUUAAUGUAUUAAUGAAUGUUGGCCGAGUCUACCCUCAAGCAUUGUACUUCCCUAUUAGAACGCUCUAUCUAACAUUGAAGAUAGAGCAUCGAGAGAGAUAUAAGAGCAGUGAAUACCUGGGAAGUCUGCGUAGAAACUCCUCAACAAGUAAGCCAGGAGAUGGUACAACUACAUCCACAUCUACUUCAUCACAAUCCACAGAUUCGAAUGGAUCAGGAACUACAGGUGCCCAAUCUUCAUCUAACCAGCUAGGAUCAAGCUCAGCGUCAUCUAAUCCUGGUCCUAUUAGAGCUUCAGUCCCUAUGGUCAGAUGUAGUCGCAUCAUGCAAGUACAGCGAGAUCUACAUCCUAUUUUACUCUCAUCAUUGGAAGGUAUUGUGGAUCAGAUGGUAUGGUUCAGAGAAACCUGGAAUGAAGAAGUCUUAAGACAGUUACGAUUGGCUUUAGCUAAAUGUCAAGCUGUAGCAUUUGAGAACAGAGGAGCAGUUGUUGAAGCUAAAGUCACUCCACACACGCUAAGCUUUAUUAAGAAGCUAGUGACUACAUUUGGUGUUGGUAUUGAGAAUGUGAGUAGUGUAGCUACAACCUUCUCUAGUGCAGCAUCAGAAUCUUUAGCUAAGAGAGUCCAAGCUACAACUCAAGAUCCUGUCUUUCAGAAGUUGAAGCCACAGUUUUCUACUGAUUUUGACUUCUCAUUGCCGGGAGCAAUGAAGCUGCAUAACUUGAUCUUCAAGCUCAAGAAAUGGAUCAAAGUGAUGGAAGCAAGGACCAAGCUACUACCCAAGUUGUUCCUAAUUGAAGAGUACUGUCGCUUCUUGAGUAACUUCUCAUCAAGUACAGCAGAUGUAGAACUACCUGGUGAAUUCCUGACUCCAAGACACAGCCAUUACAGUGUCAAGAUAGCUCGGUUUAUGCCUCGGGUAGAGAUAGUACAUAAACACAAUACAGCAGCUAGGAGGUUGUACAUUAGAGGCAGUAAUGGGAAGAUUUAUCCCUACCUAGUAGUCAAUGAUGCAUCGAUGGGUGAUUCACGUAGAGAGGAGCGAGUUUUACAACUACUCAGAAUGCUCAAUAUCUUCCUGGGAAAGAGAAAGGAAACAACAAAGAGGCAGCUUCAGUUCACUGUGCCUAAGGUAGUCGCUGUAUCACCACAGAUGAGAUUAAUUGAAGAUAGUACUUCUUCUCUAUCUCUACUGGACAUCUAUAAACAGCGUUGUGCUAAGAACCAAGUGGAGUAUGAUGCACCUAUUAACCGUUACUAUAAACGCUUAGCGACAGUUCAGUCAAGAGGUUCCCAAGCUAGCCACCAAGUACUACGAGAUGUCUUAAAGGAGGUGCAGACUAAUACUGUACCUAAAGGAAUGCUCAAAGAAUGGGCCAUGCAUACAUUCCCAGAUGCAACAGACUACUUUGCAUUUCGUAAGAUGUUUACUACGCAGCUUGCAUUGCUUGGAUUGGUGGAGUUUGUAAUGCAUCUGACUCGACUCAACCCUGAAAUUAUUCAAGUAGAGAGGAACUCUGGACUACUCUCCAUCUUUUAUUUCAGAUUUGAUAUGGAUGAUGGAACAGGUGAAUUGGAUGCAAAUAGACCAGUACCUUUCCGCUUGACACCAAACAUCACUGAGUUCCUAACUACAGUAGGAGUGAAUGGCAUACUGACUGCAUGUAUGAUUGCCUCAGCAAGAUGUUUUGUACAACCAGCCUUCCAGACUCCUGCAUUACUCAGAGCUAUACUCAGGGAUGAAAUGAUUGCAUGGGAUAAAAAGCAGAAGCAAGAUGAUACAAGUGCCCCAGGAUCCCAGCUCUCCAAUAUGGACAGUGAUGUAUUGAUAUCUACAGUCAAUAAAGCCUGUAAUGCCAUCAUGACUAGACUACAGAAUCUUGCUCAGUUUGAAGGAGGCGAGAGUAAAGUGAGUACAUUAGUAGCAGCUGCAAACAGCCCAGACAAUCUGUGUCGUAUGGACCCAGCCUGGCAUCCAUGGUUAUAGUACCCAAUGGUACCCACCCAAUGGUACCCACCCAAUGGUACCCACCCAAUGGUACCCACCCAGUGGUACCCACCCAAUG